Molecule: messenger RNA, 680 nt
Organism: Drosophila subpulchrella
Lineage: Eukaryota; Metazoa; Arthropoda; Insecta; Diptera; Drosophilidae
Exons: 3
Coding region: 127-585 (152 amino acids)
Source: RefSeq, a predicted model, not a curated record
CUCAAAGGUUUUUGGAAAAUUAGUAAGACACAAUAACAAACCCUGACAGGCACACACCUUUUAGUUAUUUUCAAAAUUUUUUACGGACUUCAGAAGGUAGUUAGCCGUCAGACGACCAGGCCAAUAAUGCAUCAAUUCGCAUUCUGGAGGAGCGAUGUGAAGAAGAACCAGCUCGAGCAGAUCUCGCCCAUCUGGAAGGAUUUGAAUGCAACAUUUGUGACUGUCCUCAGCUGGAGUUGGCUCAUCUACACCCUGUCUGCAUUGGUAAUCCUCGUGUGUGCCUAUUUUGCAUAUUGUGAGCGAUGCCGCAGAACAGAGACUGUAAGACGUCGACGGGUUAUUCAAAGAGCCCAGGAGCGACCCCCUCAAAAGCGACGACCAAAUGCUGCCUACAGGGAUCACCAGAUCUACCGUCAUAUCAUCCUUAGUGUGGCCAAAUACAUGAAGAAUCCGGAGGGCAUUCGUCCUUUCAUAGAACACAUGGACCAACUGUAUCCUUUACGACAUCCACUGGCCGAUCAACAACAAGUAGCCGAGCUAUCUUUUAACGUCAACGAUGCAGAACCAAGUACUGGAGAGGACUAAUGAUCAAGGCCUAGGACACAAGGACUCCAAGAUGAAAUUUAAGAAACUUACAUUUCGGUGGUAAAUUUAUAAAAUAUAAUGCAGAUAGGAAACGA